Molecule: messenger RNA, 1385 nt
Organism: Phanerochaete carnosa HHB-10118-sp
Lineage: Eukaryota; Fungi; Basidiomycota; Agaricomycetes; Polyporales; Phanerochaetaceae
Exons: 2
Coding region: 1-714 (237 amino acids)
Source: RefSeq, a predicted model, not a curated record
AUGACAGAGUACGACUGGUCACCCGAAGCCUGGGAGCGACACCUCGAGAAUCAACAACGGGUGUCGAACUGGGUCACUGACCAGAGUGCUCGCCUGCCCAAACAGCAACGUGCAAGUUCUGUGGCACCCUCGUACCCCACGCAAUCCUCCCACCAAUCCUCAUCUCGCCACAACAGGCGAUCAUCGUCCACGAGCCCAACAUCCUCGACGCCUACCAAAGCGCGCCCCGCUCGGCCUGAACAUAAGCGAUCGUACACGGAGCCGGUACACGAGGCAUACCGGUCGUCUCGCCCCUCGCGCUCGCGCCAGAUAUCUCCGCAGCCGGUCUACCAGUCUAAGGCGUCGCCGACGGCGUACGCCUCGCAGACGUAUAUCCCUCACACCACGCCGUAUGUCGUCUCGCAUGACAAGCACGGCGGGGGCUACCGCUACCAGACAUAUAGCUACGAUGCCACAUCCGGGCACCUUGUUCUCCCUCCGCCGCGAUCGGGUGAACAGUAUAUCAUCAUGCCUUCGGCAGAUAGAAAACUUGUAGUUGUGAACAAUGAUCCAUACACUGUCGUACAUCAAGACUCACGCAGCAGUAGCCACUCAUCAUCAUCCAAGAAUCAGCCGCUGCUGAAGCGUCUCUUCACAAGCCUGAGCCCCUCGAGGUCCAGCGGCAGCAGCACGAAGCUGACCAGGCACACCAGCCGGGAUCGCCGCGCGUAUUGAACCUGGACCACGCUGCUUGGUCCUCCACCAAAACUCUGCGCGGCACACCGUGCCCUUCUCAGGGUACUGCGCCGCCGCUCGGACGAGGCGCGCCCCGGCCGCGCUCGUCUUCCCCAAUGCAUAAGCUACACCCACGUUCCUUCAAAUCGGCGCACAUACGGCGCCGUCCAGCCGCUCCCUGAGCGACCCGCGCGCCGCGCGCCACGCCACACCCCUUCCGCACGUUCUGCACGUUUUCCCAUGUCUACCCAUGUUCCGGAUGACGCGCCGAUGCUAUCGCAGACGCCUCCGUUUUAUUCUGACGCCGUAAACGCGCUUGCCGGACCAGGCGCCCACGACCCUUUUCUUACGUCUUCUGCUUCUCUCAUACACUCGCAUACACACAGCACAUACUACUCCCAUUGGUCAUAUCUCUCGGGAACAUUCAGGGUGGCGCUCGGAUCUGGCGCACAGAUUUGGUGUAGAAACAUACAUGGCUUGCUUUUCUUUACGUUACAUGUUACGACCGACAGGAAUACCCAUAGCAAUAGAUAUACCUUUACCCCACGCGCAUCGGCUGUCCGAGCUGCUGACACUCUCCGAAGGUCAUUUGCUCUCGGAGUCGUCACAGUACGGGUCCUGGCGGCCCGGGUAGCAGUAGUCGUCGCUGACGCAGUACUGCAGGGUGUGAA